AUGCAGGCACUCAAGACCUUCUUCAACAACUCUCCCCUCUUCGAUCCUCGAUCCACCGUCUGGAUGCACGCUAUCCAGGUCGUGCUGAUAGUCGUCGCCGUCAUUCUCACUCUUGUACGGAUGACGAUGAAGGUCCCGACGACUCGAGCAAACACGAUGGCUUUGUCCAUGGGUAUGAAGUCGCUGGUCAUCAUCAGCUACGAGCUCUUGACCGAACGCGUGGCCAAGUUUCGGAGAUGGCACAGCCUCAAAGCAAAUGCAAUCCUCAACUCCCUCGAGGUCGUCUUCUGGGCCGCCGUCAUGUUCUUGAUCUUCAAAGCAAACUUGACUUCCUGCUCGGGCGCCAGCUGUGCCCUGAGCUGGGUCGUCGCUGUGCUGGCCUUGAUUCUGCAUAUGCUCUAUUUCCAAACCGCAGUCGUCGCUAUUCUGGACUUCCGUCAUUUCAAAAGAUGCGGCGAGCCUCGUUCAUCCAAGAAGGAAUCCAAGUCCGAGUCAGAUUCGGAGAUGCAGUCUGUGGGGGAUGUCAUGGUCAGAUAA
This is a messenger RNA of Diplodia corticola, 537 nucleotides long. Its product is annotated as cytochrome p450 protein. The transcript is spliced from 3 exons. The record is from RefSeq and is a predicted model, not a curated record. Lineage: Eukaryota; Fungi; Ascomycota; Dothideomycetes; Botryosphaeriales; Botryosphaeriaceae. Bases 1 to 537 code for a protein of 178 amino acids.